GCGAGACCAAGCGGCCGUUCGGCUGAACCGUCACCGCGAGGCUUACUGGCCACUAUUUAGUUAGCCUGUAUGACCAGCUUGAGAAUUAGCAAUCUCUGAAACACAAGAGCUGGACAAAUACAGAAUAUGCUCAAAGUGAGUUAAACAUUUAUGUUUCAAGGAGGCGUUGUCCCACAGCAGAGGGUGCUUCAGAAAGUCGGCGUUUCACUUCUUCUCAGUCGUGUCUGCAAAGGUGUGCUGAUGUUAGCCGAGUUAGCAAACAAGGCUAACGCUAGCUAACGUGACAGUGCUGCCGGCUGCGCAAACGACAGCCUCGGACUGACCCAGAACAGCGUUGGUGCGGUAACCAUGUCAGGAAUUAAAAGAAAAAUAGAAGACAAUGACCCAGACUAUGAAAACAUUUCACUGGUUCAAAAUAACAAGAGAAACAAGACGGCUGAACACAAUGCUCGCGAGGCAGCGAUACAGAAGAUUGAAACCAUAAUCAGGGAGCAGUUUUCUCUGGAAAUGAAGAACAAGGAGCAUGAAAUAGAUGUGAUAAGUCAGCGUUUAAAUGAAGCCAGAAGGAUGAUGGACAAACUGCGGGCAUGCAUAGUGGCCAAUUACUAUGCCAACGCUGGACUGACAAAGCUUCCUGAGCAUGCCUCCAAGAGUGACCCUGCUGUUUUGAACCAUCCCACCAUCCGCCGGUUCCUGGAGUCUCCCUCUCGUUCUUCUUCCCCUCUCAACCAGGGCUCUGAGACUAUGUCUGUGGUCCACUCAGAGUCCGAGUCCCUGUCGCAGCAAGGAGAGGGCGCCGAGAGGAACGGGGAGGGAGCCUGGAGAGAGGACGGCUGCAGGCCGGAACGCAGACCCGGACGCAACACGGGCAAAGACACCUUUGGCGUGCCAUCGUGCACAGGGGCUGAGAAGAGGGUGACCUACCACACAACUGGAGACGAAGCCUCGAGACUCUACGCAAAGAAGACAAUUGUUGUGGGGAACGUGUCCAAGUACAUUCCCCCCGACAAACGGGAAGAGAACGAUCAGUCAACACAUAAGUGGAUGGUGUAUGUCAGGGGUUCAAGGAGAGAACCGAGCAUCGACCACUUUGUGAAGAAAGUCUGGUUCUUUCUGCAUCCCAGCUACAAGCCUAAUGAUCUAGUUGAAGUCAGCGAGCAUCCCUUUCAUUUGACACGUCGUGGCUGGGGGGAGUUCCCUGUGAGGAUCCAGAUCCACUUUAAAGACCCUCGCAACAAACGUAUUGACAUCAUCCACCAGCUAAAGCUGGACAGAACAUACACAGGGCUGCAGACACUGGGCGCAGAAACUGUUGUGGACGUAGAGCUCCAUAGGGACUCUCUGGGGGAAAGCUACAUCCCUCAGCCCUCUUCUUCCAAGGUGACGCACAGAGCAGCUAGUCCUACGUUGGUCUCCUCCCUGACCUAUAGACGCUCUAGUUCUCCUGUUUCAGAUGACUGCAGCGUUGAUAAAGGUUUCAUCAAAGCAGAGAUGGGAAGGCCUGGUCACAGUUCAGCUCUCACUGCUGGCGAACGCACUCCAACUCGACCCAAAGCUGACGACAGGGUUACCCUGGGUUCCCAUGGCAACUCCGCCUUCCAGCCCAUCACAGCAAGCUGUAAAAUAGUCCCUCAAGGACAGCCCCCCAGUCCUGCCGAGUCUCCGGGAAAAUCAUUCCAGCCGAUCACCAUGAGCUGUAAAAUAGUGUCGGGAUCACCCAUCUCCACUCCAAGUCACUCCCCGCUUCCCCGCACACCUUCAACCUCCACCCCUGUCCAAAGCAAGCAAAGCUCUUCUUCUGCACUCAACAAUCCUUACAUUAUAGUGGAUAAACCUGGACAGGUGAUCGGCAUGGCUUCCUCAUCCACUGCCUCCACAGGAAGCCACCCAGCCAAACAGGCUCAGGGCGCUCGGUCUCCAGCACCUAAAGUUCACACCGGCACCUUUCUUUCCUCGGGGGUGAAGGUUAUCAUCAAGCAGGAGCCCGGGGAAGUUUCAACACAGCAGCAGCAGAUGGUUUCCACGGUAACCAGCCAGCAGCAACCUGCUGCUUCGGGAGCUCAUCAGUUUGUCGCAGUCAAGGGAGGUCACAUGAUCUCCAUGUCAGCCCAGAAACAGGCAGGAGGGGCCACGGGGUCCACAACCAGCAAGGUGUUGGGUAUUCCCGUUGGCUCCGCACUUCAGUCCUCGGUCAAACAGGUGGCCAUCAGCAGCGGACAGAUUCUGGUUGCCAAGGGCAGCCCGUCAGUGUCUAAGGUGGUGGGGGGGAAGCAGGUUUUGGCCCAGGGAGUUGCAAAGGCCAUUGUCAGCGGAGCCAGCAGCAUCUCUGGUCAGCAGGCUGGUGCUAAGGCAGCUGGUGGCUCCGGCGGCAAGAGUGGAGUGAUGGCUACUCUUCAGCUCCCAGCCAACAAUUUGGCCAAUCUAGCCAAUUUGCCUCCGGGUACCAAGCUCUACCUGACCACCAACAACAAGAACCCGUCUGGGAAGGGAAAGCUGCUUCUCAUCCCACAAGGAGCCAUUCUCCGAGCCUCCAGUGCUGGUCAGCAGUCCCAAAGCAGCUCGUCAGCAGGGGGAGGCAGCUCGCAGAACUCCUCUUCAUCCUCUUCUUCUUCAAGCAGCCUGCCUUCCAAUCUCUCCUACACAUCCUACAUCCUCAAACAAACCCCACAGGGUACAUUUCUGGUUGGCCAGCCAGCACAGGGAUCAGGAAAGCAGGCGAGUUCCAGUGCAGCAGGUCAUUCAGCAUCAUCUUCAGUUUCCGCCACUCAGCAGGCAAUCCGGGUCACUGCUGGGCAGAAGGCGGCCAUCGUGGCCCAGGUGGUGGGCAGCUCCCAGGGGGCUCAGCUGAAGCUGUCUGAUGGCUCCGUUAAGACAGUAACAGCAGCAGGAUCCGGCCACAUGUCGAAGCCGGGUACCACCACACUGAGGAUGACAGGUGGAGUCAUCACUGCGGCUAGCUCCACCCCUGUUGGUACCACAGCAGCAGCCGGUCAACAGCAGGCAAGUUUCACUGCUUCUGCUGCCGAGGUUGGAAAGUCCGCCCCGCAGCACCCCUCACUUCUGGUGGCAGCCAACCAAGCCGCAGUAAUCAGCGCCGCCAAGAACGCCAGCGCCGCCAGCGGCGGCCUCUCCAAGACGGCCGCGGCCUCCCUAGCCAAAGGAGCCGGGAGCUCCUCUGCCUCCGCGACUAAGAGCACAGCAGGUCCAGCCGGAGCCGCCGUGACGGUGGCAAAAGCAAUGGCCAACAUGCCCGUGGUCAGCACGUCCAAAACAGCGGGGGCAGGCUCCGCGGCAAGCGUGCCUAAGACUGCCGGCACCUCCUUAGUUUCUGCAGCCUCAGUGGUCAGCGGGGGGGCAGGUGGAGGAGGGAAGACAGGUGCUGCGUUAUCAGGUAUGCUGAAGAUCCACUCCGGAGGCGCCAGCUCCCAGCAGACGGUGCUCACUAUCCCUGCCAACCAGCUCAAGCAGCUGGGGGUUGGCACUGGCUCUGGCGGGCUGCAAACCAUAUUCAUGCCAGUCGGGAAAGUCGUGUCUAAAGGCCCAGUCUCCACUGUUCCCUCCUCCCUCUCCUCUUCCACAACCCCUGGUGCAUCUGGAGCUGGAGCCUCCCCAAAUCCUGCCAGCCAGGUCUCCCCCUCCCUUGCCCUGCCUCUGGCACAAGUGAAAACAGAGCCAGGUGCCAGUAGAGCGAUCUCAGCCAGUCCAUCGCCCUCAGUGACCGGUCCCGCACCCACCCCUGUCCACGCCUCCUCCUCCUCCACAGCAGCCACCGUCAAGCAAGAACAAGGAGCGGAUACCUCCGCACACGACCUCAUCAACACUGAGCACAUAGAGACCAUGAUGCAGCUGCUGACAGCUGUCGUGAAGAAGUUUCCUCUCAUUGUGCCCGAUAAAACUGAAGACUCCCAUCCGUUUUGUGCCUCUUCCACUGAGCAGUAUUAUUCUUGGAAUAUUGGCAAGCGCAGAGCUUCAGAGCUUCAGCGAGCGGUGGCAGUGAAGCGGGUUGUCCAGGACCUGCUGGAUCGCUCACCCCGCCUGCAAGCCCUCACCCCCCCGAAAACCAGAGAGGUGGUCCAGUGGUGCCGGCAGAGGGGCUACACCCCCCCAGACCCAGAGCCCCAAAACAAGAAUGACGAUGAGUCCAUCGAAGACAUCCUCACCCAAAUAGAUAACGAACCCGAGUGCCCGUCCACCCUGAGCAGCUGCGAGGAGCUGAUGCUGCGGCUGGAGCAGAUGCAAGCCCUGCUGAAGACCGAGCCGGACGAGGCAGACGACGAGUUGGUCGACAUCGUCACCGCGACCCCCCCCUGUCAGAAGCUGAAGGUGAAAGAGGAGGAACCGGAAGCCGACACCGAGCCCAAAUUCUUCCUGGGGCCCUGCGCGGCCUCCCAGUUUGUCAGCGAAACAGCCCAGCAGAUCGGGAUAACCUUUCAGCCAGUGGAGGUGGAGAAGAAUGUGUUUGCCCCUGGAGUUGAAGCCAUGAUUCUGAAGGCAACAGAACAGUUUGCCAGUGACAUCCUGAGAGAAGCUCUGGCCGGGGCUUAUGCCAAAUCCCCUCCUAACAGGGCACCGAGAGAGAUAACAGCCAUGAACAUCCACCAGGCGGUCAGUAGCAUCCCCACCUGUGACUUCCUCACCAACGCACACAUGGGCUACCUGAUAAAGGACAACUGAGGGCAGCGUGACACCGAAUGGUACCCGACGGGGUCCGGAGGGAUGGGAAGGUCUGCACGGGAAGUGGCGGCCCUAUCAUGUGACUUUUGUCAGGCAGAUGUAGUCCCACAGCUGCAGGUUGUGCAGUGAUAACUAGAGUACUGUGUUCAUUAACAUGCUCCACCUGCCUCUCAAAGCAGCUGCUGAGAAUGACUAAUGUUUUUAAUACUGUGGGUACAUUAUCACCUUUUACUUCACAUGUUUAAGAGAGGCUGUCUCGUAAGGCGCCGUUUGAUUCACAUUCAGAGUAGAGGGCGUGCUCCCUACGUACUUUAUAACACGAUUAUUUUGAGGACAAAGUCUUUGCUGCCAGGCAGCUGCUCAUAGGGAAUAAAGCCUGAGUGACUUAGAGGACUAAAUGAUAACCAUACAACUGCUGUCCUCCCCUGCCCUCUGCAUCUGCUGCGUUAGGAUUUAGUCCUUUAUCCAGCGGAAAUCCACAGAUGAACAGCAGUUUGCAAACAGCAGUGAUCGUGUGAGCGUUUUUCUGGGGGAUGCUUUGGGCUGAGAAAUGUGUGCGAGAGGUGCUGCUGCCACGACAACCCGUGGUCAUCUUCACCCACACCCUUUGACGUAUUCCAGUCUUACCCUGCAGAGGUAACGAGGAGUCUUGCCAUGUGGUCACACAGGAAGCAACUGCUUUUUUCCAAGGAUCUUCACAAGAAGUGACGGAGUCGUUUUAUAUUUAUAAAUAGCCGCUGGCCUCAUCACGUUCAACGCAAUGUCACAUCGGAACAAGUGGGAGACACUGGUCAUAGUGUUGGACAUUGGGGAACAAGACGUCGGUGCCGUUUUUUAAAAAAGUUUUCCGUUUCACAACUUUAAAGUGCUUUGAGGCGAACCCGCCACAACCCGACGUCCUCCUGGUGCCGUGCAGCCUGUCCACCGGGGGACACUUUGGUCCUGGCACUUGCGCACAGCCACCUAAUCAUUUUCACAAUAAUGAGGCACAAAGUGCUGAGUCAGCCUCUAAACUGCCCAAAGCCCAGUCAGACCAAGCAUCAUAAGCACCUAACACGUAUUAAACUCCUGAUUGUUCAUGUUUGGCUGAUUGUUGCUGAUGACCAGUGUCUUGAUUAUGUUGCUUUCAAAUGAUGUUUUUUUUUUUUUUAUCUAACUUCGACACCCUUAAACAAUAACUCCCCCCCCCACAGCAGUGUGUUUAUAUAAGUGUGGAUCCUGGAUGUUGUGCCCCACAGAAGUCUAAGAAGUGCGUUGUGAGUGACUGUUAGGUGUUUUGUCAUUUGAUACAAAUAACAAUGUCGUUGUGUUGGAUAAAUCUGUUUAAUGUGAAAGUUUACAUCAUGUUAAUGCGUGUUGUUUGACAGGUGAAUGAGUUCGGGCCGAGUGGUUAUGAUGCCUGUAAAACCAAAAUCUAAUUAGUGUACAAGAUGCCUAAAUGUUAUGUAUUGUCCUUUUUCAGUGCGAACCAAAAGUUAAUAUUCUUAUACUAAACUGUGAAAUAUUUCAUGCUGAUCACUUUUGUGUCUGUUUUUUUUAUGUUUUUUUUUAGUUUCUUUCUGAACACAGUCAGUAAAACGUUUGUACUUAGGGAGAGAUAUCUGUGUAGCUGUCAUUAUAAAUAAUGAUUUGGAAAACCAGGUAAACAAAUA
Molecule: messenger RNA, 6326 nt
Organism: Menidia menidia (Atlantic silverside)
Lineage: Eukaryota; Metazoa; Chordata; Actinopteri; Atheriniformes; Atherinopsidae
Source: the annotation of a GenBank genome assembly